Molecule: messenger RNA, 1989 nt
Organism: Scheffersomyces coipomensis
Lineage: Eukaryota; Fungi; Ascomycota; Pichiomycetes; Serinales; Debaryomycetaceae
Exons: 1
Coding region: 1-1989 (662 amino acids)
Molecular function (GO): phosphatidylinositol binding
Source: RefSeq, a predicted model, not a curated record
AUGGAUUCAAAUGAUCAUUUAUUUGGAGAUAUAGAACAGGAUAACAAUCCGUCGUUCUAUGGGAAUCCUUCCAUGAUCCAUGAUCCUUAUGGGAAUCAAAGAGAUGAUACCAUUGACGAUCAUCCUGAUAGUGCCAACACAUUUGUAAAUAUCCCACCUCCACCUUCAAAUGGGGGUCAUUCAUCAACUACUCCAUCAGAAUUCUCAGAUUCAAUCAUUUCAAAUCCUCCUCCUUACCAACCUUCCAAACAUCCUCAAUUUAUACCCCAACCUAAUGAUUUAGUCAAUAAUACCAUUGAUCUUUCUAAUAAAAUAAAACUGUUAUUAAAUGAUCCUCAUGUUGAAAUUCAUAUUCUUUCCAGUGAAAGGUUAGUUAAUUCAUCAGUCAUUGUUUAUACCGUUCAAUUAUUAUUACCCAAGACUAAGGAUUCUAUUAUUGUUAAACGAAGAUAUAGUGAAUUCAAAUCCUUAAGAGAUAAUUUAAAUAAAUUAUUUCCAACUAUAAUCAUACCCCCAAUUCCAGAAAAACAUUCACUUUUAUCAUAUUUAAUCAAUUCUAUUAAUAAUUCUCAUGAAAUUGAUAUCAUUGAAAUGAGAAAAAGAUAUUUUAAAACAUUUUUAACUGAAGUUGUAUUCAAUUCUUCUGAAAAAUUAAGAAAUUGUUUAUUAUUACAUAAAUUCUUUGAUCCAAAUUAUGAAUUAGGUUGGUAUAAUGCAUUGAAUGAACCACCGGUUAGUCUCAUUCCUAAUAAUUUAUUAUUAGCCAACCCUUUAAAUACCAUUGAUCAAAAUGGGUUAUAUUCAUUAUUACCAUUAGUUAAUGGAUUUGAAUUUGAUUCAAGUAUUGAUAAUUUAAGUUCAUUAAAAAAAAUUAAUGAUGAUUGGAAAAAAUUAAAUGAUCAAAUUAAAUUAUUUGAAUAUAAAACUAAAACACCUCCAUCUCCAACUGAAUCUAAAAGUUUUAUUGAAAUUCCUCAAAAUUUAAUUCAAUUUGAAAUUAAAGUUCAUAAUAUUAUUAAAAUCUUACAAGAUUUAAAUAAGAUAAAUGCAAGAUCAGUUAAGAAUUAUAAAAUCAUCAUUAAUAAUUUAAUUGAAUUAGGAGGGAAUUUAAAUAAUUUCUCACUUCAAAUAUUUGAAUCAUCAUCUCAUAUUUCAUCUAUUACCACUUCAAAUGAUAAUAAUAAUUUAAGUCUUGCAAUUGAAAAAUUUGGUUCAACCAUUGAUAGUAAUUUCCUUUCCAUUGAGAAUUUCAUUAUGAAUCAAUUAAUUCCUGAAUGGCAAGAACCAAUUCAUCAAUUAACUCAACAUUAUAUUGCCAGUUUAAAUCUAAUCAAGUUUUAUAAAUAUAAAAUCAUUCAAUUUAAAAUCUUAUAUAAAUUGAAAUUUAAUAAGUUUCAAGAGAUUUUAAAUUUAACUAAUAUGCCAUCUAUCAGUACUGAUACCACCACUAAUCUUAAUAUUAAUGAAAAUGGACCUGUAAUGACGGAUGCCAAUGGGAAUCUUGAUCAUUUAAAGGAUCUUCAAAGUCCAUCACUUUCCAAUGCCUUACAACGUCUUGAAGUUAGAAAAAAAAGAGGUAAAUUAUCGAAUAAGAAAUCAUGGUAUGGAUUAUUUGGAGGUAAUAAACCUUAUAAUUUCAGUUUACCUCCUGAAUCAGCCACCACUACUUCAUCAUCCCAAUCAUCACCUCCAAGAGGAAAUAACAAUAGUGCUGAUAGAAGUAAUGCUGAAACUAUCAAUAACCAAUACAAGUUAAAAUUGAAUCAAAUUGAAAAAGAGUUGGAUAAAUUGAAUCAAUUGGUGAUUCUUUGUGAUCAAGAUAUGGUUAAUUUAACUACUGAAUUAACCACUACAUUCACGUUAUUCUUAAAGGAUUUGGAAGCCAGAUGGCUUAAAUUAAUGAUUAAUUACAUAAAGAACGGUAAGUCUCUCUUCCAAGAUAAUCUUGCUAAUUGGCAAGAGUUUAAGCAAUUUCUAGUUAAUAAUUAA